AACAAAAGUUGGAUAUGUGAAUGGCAUGGAAGUUCCGGACGACUUUUUGUUGAUGAUUGAUCAGUUGCGAAGCAAUUCAUCGAUGCUCCCGCGUGCAGCGUCCCGGCAGAGUGCCCAAAAUGGUACUACGGAGAGUAACAGACGCUGUGUUUGUGACAAGGGUAUCUGCAAAUGCUGUACUGGCUACUUCAUGGAUUUGUUGAAGCAAAAGGCUUGUAUGCGAGUUACAUAUCACCCGGGAGACUUUGCUUUCGAUGUGGCCAUGUCCCUCAACAAUAGGAUACUCUAUGAAAACUCUUUGUCAGGCAAAAAUCCCAGACCAAUAUGCAUAAGCCCACCAAGGAUAAACAAUUUGAAAGUGUGCGCGAAGUUCUACAACGUGUUCUUCCCAGGAAGGAACUUUCACUUUUGUUUGGCAAUGACAGGACAUUGGCGGUCGUUUGAACUCUUCAAUUUCGCUUUUGACUGCUUACGGAUGGGUGCCAACGGCAUAGCGAUGGUUAAACCUUACGAAGACGUCGGGAUACCUAUCCCAGACCCUCAGGGAGGAGUGGAUGCAGUCAUCGAUGCCGGAGACGAAGACAUAGAUGAUUAUGACGAAAACGUUGUGCGGUCUAUAUUGAAUCUGUUUGACCGAUAAGGAGAUGAUGAUGAUGAUGGUGGUAUUGGUAAUUCUACCUGAUUCAAUGACAAGUUUUUAUGUUAUGUUUUU
Messenger RNA from Helicoverpa zea (corn earworm), 712 nucleotides. RefSeq lists its product as uncharacterized. NCBI's taxonomy places the organism in Eukaryota, Metazoa, Arthropoda, Insecta, Lepidoptera, Noctuidae. The record is from RefSeq and is a predicted model, not a curated record. The coding region runs from base 26 to 640 and encodes 204 amino acids. The transcript has 3 exons.